UUCUAAUCGGCAGUGGGUCUGUUGGCCGCUUACUAAAAUGAAUUAUACUUUUCUCAUCAGCAGAUGUGACCCCACAUUGAAGAAGCUGUGGUCGGCAUAGGUUGACUGCCUUAUUCACUGCCGUUGAUUCUGAGAAGAGCCGUUUCUUUUCUUGCAUCCAUCCGACAGAGCCUCAUCAGAAUGGAGCCUCAAGCACCAAGUGGGAAGAUAGAACAUACUCAUUUGAGCAGUGCAGAGCUGAGACUGUUGUACGAGGAGGCCCUGUACACAGUUAUCCACGGCAGCGGUAAACCAGAUGGCUGCCACUGCGAAAACAAGUACGACCUGCUUCAGUACCUGCAGAGUGCUUUCCAAAUAGACAAAGCGGAAAAUGAGGUGAUUCAGGAGCAAGUUCGAGACCUGAAGCCACCCUCCCCCUAUCUGAAGCUGACAGUAAAGGAAGCCAAAGGGAUUAUUGGGAAGGAUGCGACUGGCUUCAGUGACCCCUACUGUUUGCUGGGGCUGAUGUCAUCGGAAGAACAUCAAGAAGAGGAGGCCCAGAGAUCGAACAGCCCCCUGCCUAGGAGGCGACAGAAAGCCAUGAUGAAGGAGGCAAUCCCUCAGGAUCGAAUUCAGAAAACAGAGGUCAAGAGGCAGACCCUGAACCCCAUUUGGAAUGAAACCUUCCUCCUGAAAGUCAAGGAUGUCCAUCAUACUGAACUGUACAUAGAAAUGUGGGACCUGGAUGACGAGGAGUCUGUGAAUAUCCGACUGGCUGAGAUCCACGGGAUCCAUGGGCUGAAGAGGCUGUUCAAAGAUGUGAAGAAGGCAGCUCGAAAGAACGAACAGGAUGAUUUUCUGGGAAAUUUGGUGGUUAAACUGCAGGACUUGCCCUAUACUCCUGAAGAUAAAUGGUACCCUCUGGAGCCCUGCACUGAGACCUACCCUGACCGAGGAACGUGUCACCUGCAUCUGAAACUUAUCCACGAAGAGAGGGACACCACCCUGAGCAAACGAGAGCCCGUUUUCCGAAUUCAUCGUGGCCUGUUGCAGCAGUUCGUGCAGUUUGAGAAACUGCUGAAGAAACAGUCCGGGGAUGUCCAUGGGGAAGUGGAGCUCAGUGCACCAGCCUCCACCAUACUGUCUCUUCAUGCCACGCAGAAUGAUCUUUCACCCUUCCACCAGGACAUGGCGAAGUGGCUGGCCUACAGCAAGCUGUACCGGUGUGUGGAAGUCAGCUACAUCUGUCUGCUCCAGCACCUGACCAGCAUCGAGUACCAGUGGGGACUGGCACAGGUCACCCUCAAACAACAGGCGCAAGAUGAAUUGGCAGAGUCUUUCACAUCAUUCCUGGAUUACGGAAUCUCUCUCAUCCAGAAGUACAGGGAAGUUUUUCCGAUCUCUGAUCCCAAAUCGAUUGAUCACCAGCUGUCCCUGCUCAGGAUACUGGUGCAAAUCUAUAAGAUGAAAGCUUUCAACAAACUUUGUUCAUCAGUUCCUGAUCUCCAUGACAGAAUCAUUGAUGCUGUAACGGCCGGCACUGUGGAGUGGUACCAUGCCCAGAAACAGCUGCUGGAGCCCAUGAUAAAGUCUGAGGAAGAGAAUAUGAAAUCGCUGGUGCUACUCAUCGAUCAGCUGAAUACUGGCCUUACAAGCGACCGGAAAAAACGAGCAAAGAUUUUCACAGGCACCGUCAAAGUCAAUCUAUUCAAUGUCACUUAUCUGCUGAUCCAGAAAUUGGUGGCAGAGGAUCUGCAGGAACAAGUGAUAAGUACUGGAGGCGGCAGGUCGAAGGAGGUCGUUGAGAGUCUCUACCAGUUAUACCAGAACAUCAGGCUGCUGCUGCACCAACAAAUUUACUUAUUACCAAAUGAAGGUUCGCUUGCACUUAGUGACUUCUACAAAUGGUUCAGUGAUUCUUUACCAAAGUGGUUACAGAUGGUGUACAACAACACAGUGGAGAUGGUCCAGCGAGCUGUGCAGAAAGAUCAGCUGCAAUGUCUGGGGGAGAAGACUAAGCACAGCACCUCCGCAGUGGAUAUUGCAACCUGCUACCUCAAGAUCAAGCAGACAUGGACACAAUUGAGUUGGCCGGAUUCUGAGGAAGCGUUUGUCAUCAUGGUCAAGCUGACCGAGGAUAUGUGCAAGAUUGCAUUAAUGUACUGUCGACUCAUCGAGCAGAGGGCAGAGGAGCUGUCAACCAACAAAGAUCAUGCCAACCAAAGUGGUUCAGACGUGAAUGCCGUGAGGUCACCCCAGCUCUGUGUGGUUCUCAAUAACAUGAGGCAUCUCCGAGUGAUCAUCUCCCAGCUGCCAGAAGACCUGGACUGGCAAGGCCUGAAGGAAGAUACAGCCAACAUGAUUUCAGUGGAUCAGAUCCAGAACACACUGCACACCCAGCUGAAAAGAGUCAACGGUUCAAUCAACAAUAAGAUCCAGGGUGUGAUCCAGACCCUUGCUCAGAAGCUGCAAGCAGACAUAAAGAAACACAUCCACAAUCUGUCCACAUCCUGUCAUGAUGUGCCUUUGGAAAAUGUGAUUGAGCCCUUAAUGAAAUUUCUGGACAAUGAAUUUGCAUACAUGGAUAGAAACCUGGUACAAGAGAAUUUUCAAAGCCUUCUAGGUUUCCUCUGGACACACAUAAUUGAUGUCAUCAACUUGACGUCGUAUCAGUGUGGUGUUUCCCAAGCACUUUAUUCGAGGCUGAGAUACACUUUGCAGUGCCUGCUGCACAGCUUCCACGCUGAGGGAAACGGGCUGCCACUGGACAAACUCCAGACCGCCAGCUUUGAGGUUCUUGAAGCUCAUUUGGCUCUGAAUGCAGCAAGCACCCAUCAGCUGAUCCAGAAGUAUUGUACAAAGAAAAUCCAGCAGCAGGCUACUGUGGAAACAUCCAAGUACGGUGCCGUGACUGUCAAAGUGUUUUACGACAACCAACUCCAAACGCUCCACGUUGAAGUCCUGAAUGCCGUCAACCUCAUUCCACUGGAUUCCAAUGGUGCCAGUGAUCCUUUCGUGGAGGUGACUCUGCAACCUAAGCAUGUCUUUCCAAUGGUGGAAGGCAAAACCACACAAUGCAAGUACAAAGACCUCAACCCUCUCUUUGAUGAGACCUUCGAAUUCAGUAAUGUUACUCCAGAGCAGUGUCGGAGUGAAGGAGCCUGCGUGCUGUUCACUGUAUUUGACCACGAUACCCUGGUGAGUGAUGACCUGGAAGGGGAGGCCUACCUCCCCCUAGAUGACAUCCCAGGACUGGACAGCACAGAGGAAGCCCUCACCAACACCAGGGUACCUCAGACACGACUGACUCUUGGCCACCCAAAACCUAAAGAAUACGAUAUACUGAAGUUGUUAGAGGCACGGAAAGGAGACCGAGAUGCUCAGGCUUUCAUUAAAAUCCGAAAACAACGGGAAAGGAAGUCGAAGGAGACGUAGAAGUGGCCACAGCCUCGGGAGGACGCACCGACACUGGAUGGGAUCCACAAGAGCAAACUUUUAGGCACUGAAGGACAGCAUGCCCACGGACAAACGCCCCGUCUGACAGUCAUUUAUUCCCAGUGUGUGGUGACUGGGUCCUACCUUCACCUCAAGCUGCUGGUGAAGCUGACGAGGGAUAGAGAAUGCACACACAUUACAGUGGUGGCCCUAAGGUUACAGUGACUCUUCAACAUGCUCACCUUCAGCUGCCUACAGGCCCACGGUUGGUUAUCACACUCUUGCUUUUGUAGCCACAGGAUUUCCAAUAGAUUCGACACAGAGAUUAUUUCCUUCAGCUGAUCGCAAGCCCACUGUGUGUUGUUAUGUAUUUUAAUUCCAACCAGUUAAAACAGCAAGAUAGAUUAGAUCAGGUUAUAUGUGUGUGUUUUAGCAUUUUAUUUAAUAUAAGUAAAGUUUGUGUUCGGGUUCAGCAUUAAUUGUUCUGCAGCUAUUUGCACCAGACAUUGUACAGUACCAGCGCUGCCCAGGUUGGGCACCAACUUCAAUUUUCCAGUCACCUCAGGUGAAUGAAGGCUCUGCCCUGCCAGUGACACCAACAUUAAUGUAAAAUGCCAUAGGUGCCAAACAAUAGCUGAAUAAGAACUUUGGAGUUGUCCCACUGUUCUGACCAAUAAUUCUCCUCCAAUAAACGCGUCAAAACAGA
Amblyraja radiata (thorny skate) is the source of this 4120-nucleotide messenger RNA. It is a transcript of the gene unc13d, whose product is annotated as unc-13 homolog D (C. elegans). Gene Ontology annotation, biological process: secretion. The coding region runs from base 181 to 3414 and encodes 1077 amino acids. The transcript has 32 exons. NCBI's taxonomy places the organism in Eukaryota, Metazoa, Chordata, Chondrichthyes, Rajiformes, Rajidae. Gene Ontology annotation, cellular component: exocytic vesicle. The record is from RefSeq and is a predicted model, not a curated record.